AUGGCCCAGUCCCCGGCGACGCAGUGCGACGGCGUCGACGACUCGUUCGGCCCAUACGCAGGCAGCGCUUGUCGCGGCGGCUUCGACUUCACGCUGCUCUUCGAAGAGUCCGUCCUGACACUGCUGCCGCUCGGGCUGCUGCUGGCCGUGCUGCCGCUGCGCGUGUGGUUCCUCCUGAAGCGCGAACGCAAGCUCACGGCGGCCGGAAACCCCCUGGCUGCCGUCAAGAUUUCCUCCUGGCUCGCCCUCGCCGGUCUCCAGCUCGCAACACUCGUCCUCUGGACAUAUCCACCAGCAGCGCGGACACGAACCACGCUCGCCACGGCCGCGCUGGCACCGCUCGCCACGCUCAGCUCAUGUCUCCUGUCGCAUCUCGAACACACGCGCGCCGUGCGGCCGUCCUCACUGCUCGGCAUCUUCCUCCUCUCCACACUGCUGUUCGACGCAGCGCACACGCGCACGCUCUGGCUCCGCGCCGGCUCCCAGAGUAACGGCCACGACCACAAUGGCAACAAAUCCCUGGCACACCUGUCCGUGGCCGCCGCAGCAGCGAAAGCGGCCGUGCUCGUCGCCGAAGCCGUCGAGAAACGCCGCCUGCUGCGACCCGCCGUGCGCGCCCUGCACCCGCCCGAGGCGACGAGCGGCGUGUUUAGUCGCGUGUUCUUCGCCUGGCUUAAUGCCCUGUUCCGUGCCGGCUUCGGUCGUGUGCUGGUUGUGGAUGAUCUGUUUGCGCUGGACAAACACCUCCAGGCUGCGUUCUGCCACGCGCGGCUAAGAGCGGCGUGGGCUUUGGUAACCCAGAAAUCACCACACGCGCUCCUCCGCGCCUCGUUCGGCGUGCUCAAGUGGCCGAUCGCACACUCGCUUUUCCCGCGGGCCUGCCUGACCGCGCUCACAUUCAGCCAGCCGUUCCUGAUCAACCGCGCAAUCAAGCUCUCGCAGGAACCCAUCACGCCGGCAACAACACAGGCGGGCUACGGGCUGAUCGGCGCGUAUUUCCUCGUGUACGUCGGCAUCGCCGCCAGCAUGGGCCAGUACCAGCACCGCACGUUCCGCACCGUCAUCAUGCUGCGCGGCGCGCUCGUGGCCGCCGUCUACGCCAAGACGGCCACGCUCGGGCUCGGCGUCGACCCGGCGGCCGCCAUGACGCUCAUGAGCGCCGACAUGGAGCGCAUCGUCCAGGGCUGCCAGACCAUGCACGAAGUCUGGGCGAAUGCAGCCGAGGUGGGUGUCGCCAUCUUCCUCCUGCAGCAGCAGCUCGGUGUUGCGUGCGUCGUUCCUGUUGUGGUUUCUGUUGUGGCGCUGCUCGGCUCGCUCGUGGCCAUGAACUUCAUCGUGUCGCGCCAGGCCAUGUGGCUCGAGGCCAUUGAGCGGCGCAUCUCGGCCACGGCGGCCAUGCUGGCGGCCAUGAAGGGCGUCAAGAUGUGCGGGCUGAGAGACACGCUGCUGGCCAGCCUGCAGCAGCUGCGCGUCGACGAGCUGCGCAUCUCGAAGCGCUUCCGCAAGCUGAUCAUCUGGAACAUGGUGUUUGCAUACGUGACGCAGGUGUUCGCGCCGGUCCUGACGUUUGCCGUCUUCUCGGCGCGCGCCCGCGACGCCGACGCCAACACCGAGACGCUCGACACGGCGCGCGUGUUCACGGCGCUGUCGCUGUUUGCGCUGCUCUCGGAGCCGCUGGCGUCGCUGAUCAUGUCGCUGGCGGCGUUUCUAGGCGGCGUCGGCAGCUUCGCGCGCAUCCAGGCCUUUCUCGAGUCGGCCGAGCGUGCCGACACGCGCGUGCGCGCCCCUGACCAUGUCUCCGACACCGGCACCGACACGGAAAAACCCACACCACCUGAUGCCGUCACCGUCCACGCCGGCGCCUUCGGCUGGGACGCCGCCGAGGCGCCGCUGCUGGCCGACAUCUCGCUCGCCAUCCCGCGGAACAAACUCACCAUGGUCGUCGGGCCCGUCGGCUGCGGCAAGUCGACGCUGCUGCACGCGCUGCUGGGCGAGGUGCCGGCGCGCGGGGGCUCCGUGGCCCUGUCUGCGGCCGGCGUCGCCUACUGCGCCCAGACGCCGUGGCACACGAACGGCUCCGUGCGCGACGCCAUCGUCGGAGCUGCUGCUGAUUACGACGAGAAGUGGUACGCCCGCGUCGUGCGCGCCUGCGCCCUGCUGCGCGACUUCCGCCAGCUGCCCAGGGGCGAUGCGUCGCGCAUUGGCAGUGGCGGUGUUGCGCUGAGUGGUGGGCAGGGACAGCGCAUCGCCCUUGCCCGCGCCGUGUACGCGCGCCGCGAGCUGGUGCUGCUGGACGACGCGCUCAGCGGGCUCGACGUGGCGACCGAGAACCACGUGUUCCACAGCCUGCUGGGCGGCAACGGGCUGCUGCGCGAGCUGGGCGCGACCGUGGUGCUGGCGUCGUCGUCGGCCGCGCGCCUGCCCUACGCCGACCACGUCGUGGUCCUGAGUCCCAGCGGCACCAUCGCCGCCCAGGGAUCGUAUGCCGCGCUCAACGACGCCGGCGGCUACGUGUCGUCGUUCGCGCUGCCCCGCGCCGACUGGGCGGGUGUGGCUGCGGAUACGGUUGACGACGGGAGUAGUAGUAGCUGUACUGACUUUGAUGAAGAGCGCGAUGGUACGAGUCUCGGCGAGUCGGCUCCGCCCCGCGACGACGAGCCCGAGCCCGACACCAGCCGGCAGAUGGGCGACGUGCAGAUUUACGUGUACUACGUGCGUUCAGUGGGCUGGUGGGCCAGCCUUGUGUUUGUCGUCGCCAUUGUCGGCUUUGUGUUUUGCCAGUCGUUCCCGAACGUGUGGGUGCAAUGGUGGGCGGCCGACAAUGAGGCCCAUCCCAACAGCCGGCUGGGCUACUGGCUCGGCAUCUACGCCAUGCUCGGGGGUGCCGCUAUUGUGUGCCUGGGCGUGAGCUGCUGGCAAAUGAUCAUCACCAUGGUCCCGCGUUCCGGCGAGCGGUUCCACCUGGCCCUGCUCGACACGGUCUUGAGUGCGCCCAUGUCCUUCUUCGCCACGACCGACUCGGGCAUUACCAUGAACCGCUUCAGCCAGGACCUGCAGCUGAUCGACAUGGAGCUGCCCAUCGCCGCGCUCAACACGUUUGCUACGUUCGUGCUCUGCCUCGCGCAGAUGGCGCUGAUUGGCGUGGGGUCCGUGUACGCGGCCGUGUCGUUCCCCGUGGUGCUGGGCGCCCUGUACGGGAUCCAGAAGGUGUACCUGCGCACGUCGCGGCAGCUGCGGCUGAUGGACCUCGAGACCAAGGCGCCGCUGUACACGCUGUUCGAGGAGACGCUGGGCGGCCUGGCGACGGUGCGCGCGUUUGGGUGGCAGGGCGCGCUGGCCACCAAGAACGACGCGCUGCUGGACCGCUCGCAGCGACCCUUCUACCUGCUGUUCGCCGUGCAGCGCUGGCUGACGCUCGUGCUGGAUUUGCUCGUUGCGGCUGUCGCCGUGCUGCUGGUUGUGCUUGUUGUCGAGCUGCGCGGGACCGUGGCCGCUGGCGGCGUCGGCCUCGCCCUGCUGAACGUUGUCCAGUUCAGCCAGAACAUCAAGCUGCUCGUCACCUUCUGGACCAUGCUCGAGACGCACAUCGGCUCUGUCGCCCGCGUCAAGACCUUUACCGAGACGGCCGUGGCUGAGGAUCUGCCUAGCGAGGCCGAUGUGCCGCCGCCCGACUGGCCUGCCGCCGGCGCCAUCGAGCUGGAGGAUCUGUCUGCGGCUUACAACGGCGACGACUUGGUCCUCAAGCACGUGUCUCUCUCCGUCAGGGCAGGUGAGAAGAUCGGCGUGUGCGGGCGCACGGGCAGCGGCAAGACUUCAUUGGUGGCGAGCCUGUUCCGGCUGCUGGAGCUGCGGGGCGGGCGCAUCCGCGUCGACGGCGUCGACCUGGCCACGCUGCCGCGCCAGGAGGUGCGCCGCCGCAUCGUCGCCGUGCCCCAGCACCCGUUCCUUCUCAAGGGCUCCGUGCGCCUCAACGCCGACCCCGCCGGCGCCGCCGCCGACGAUGCUAUCGUGGCUGCCCUGCGCAGCGUGCAGCUGCUGGACACCGUCGAACGCGCUGGUGGCCUGGGUGUCGAUAUCGAGGGUGUGAAUCUGUCCAGUGGCCAGCGCCAGCUGUUUUGUCUCGCCCGCGCCAUGCUGCGCUCCAGCACCAUCCUCGUCCUCGACGAAGCCACGAGCAGCAUCGACGCCAAGACGGAGGAGACGAUGCAGCGGCUGAUCCGCAAGCGCUUCGCCAGCCACACCGUCAUCGCCGUAGCCCACAGGCUGGACACCAUCAUGGACUUUGACAAGGUGGCCGUGCUCGACGGCGGCCGGCUGGUCGAAUUCGACAGCCCGUACGCCCUGCUGGACCAGCCCGGGUCCGCCUUUGCGCGGCUGUACAGCGCGACGGUUGCUGACGAGGACGACGUGCAAGGUAUGGUGAGCUGAGCGUGUUGUCAGGGGGUCGGCAAUGACAGUAUAAAUAAACCCCCUGCCAAAACUGGUUAAGCGCUUCUGUUUUAUUCAUUGAUACCUAUUUACUGUGCUGUGCCGGCCCCAGACUCUGUGCGAACCGUGCAUGUAGUUGUUUAUCUGCCUGCCUU
Molecule: messenger RNA, 4583 nt
Organism: Lasiosphaeria miniovina
Lineage: Eukaryota; Fungi; Ascomycota; Sordariomycetes; Sordariales; Lasiosphaeriaceae
Product: P-loop containing nucleoside triphosphate hydrolase protein
Exons: 13
Coding region: 1-4428 (1475 amino acids)
Biological process (GO): transmembrane transport
Cellular component (GO): membrane
Molecular function (GO): ATP hydrolysis activity; ATP binding; ABC-type transporter activity
Source: RefSeq, a predicted model, not a curated record